Molecule: messenger RNA, 943 nt
Organism: Apodemus sylvaticus (European woodmouse)
Lineage: Eukaryota; Metazoa; Chordata; Mammalia; Rodentia; Muridae
Gene: Necap2
Product: NECAP endocytosis associated 2
Exons: 8
Coding region: 38-835 (265 amino acids)
Biological process (GO): endocytosis
Cellular component (GO): membrane; clathrin vesicle coat
Source: RefSeq, a predicted model, not a curated record
GAAGAAGCCGGAAGUCCCGAGAGCUCGGGCGGUAGAGAUGGAGGAGAGCGAAUACGAGUCGGUUCUCUGUGUCAAGCCAGAGGUCCAUGUCUACCGCAUCCCGCCGCGGGCCACCAACCGUGGUUACAGGGCCUCAGAAUGGCAGCUGGACCAGCCGUCGUGGAGUGGCCGGCUGCGGAUCACUGCAAAAGGAAAGGUGGCCUACAUCAAGCUGGAAGACAGGACCUCGGGGGAGCUCUUCGCGCAGGCCCCCGUGGACCAGUUUCCCGGCACCGCAGUGGAGAGUGUGACGGACUCUAGCAGGUACUUCGUUAUCCGAAUUGAAGACGGAAACGGGCGACGUGCUUUUAUUGGUAUUGGCUUUGGGGACCGAGGGGAUGCCUUUGACUUCAACGUGGCAUUACAGGACCAUUUCAAGUGGGUGAAGCAGCAGUGCGAGUUUGCAAAACAAGCUCAGAACCCAGAUGAAGGCCCCAAGUUGGACCUGGGCUUCAAGGAGGGCCAGACCAUCAAGAUUAACAUCGCAAACAUGAGAAAGAAGGAAGGAGCAGCUGGGACGCCAAGAACCAGGCCCGCCAGCGCAGGAGGGCUGAGCCUGCUGCCGCCUCCUCCAGGGGGCAAGAGUUCUACCCUCAUCCCUCCGUCUGGAGAGCAGCUGUCUGUGGGGGGCUCUCCGGCUCAGCCUGCAGUUUCUGGCCCAGGAGGUGCCACAGAACUCUGGCCACAAUCUAAGCCUGCUGCCGCUGCCACUGCUGAUAUCUGGGGCGACUUCACCAAAUCCACAGGGUCCCCCUCCAGCUCGUCUCAGCCAGGUACCGGCUGGGUCCAGUUUUGACCUGCACAACUUUUUCCUCAGCCGACUUCUGGGAGGGAGCUGCCUCCUCCUGGCCCACGGAAAUGCUCCCUGACUCUUUGCCUUGCUGUCUUGACAGCCUGAGCACAA